This is a messenger RNA of Lonchura striata (white-rumped munia), 997 nucleotides long. Lineage: Eukaryota; Metazoa; Chordata; Aves; Passeriformes; Estrildidae. The record is from RefSeq and is a predicted model, not a curated record.
CCCUAAGAAUGUGGUUCAGACCAUGGGGAUGAGCAGCUGAAAUCUCCGGGGAUCAGCAGGACAAUGCCAGAGCAAGCAUUGUGCUGACGGCUCUGCAAAUGCUGGCACCGGUUCCCGGCCAGCAGUACCCUAUAAAAGCUGAGCCGCUGAAGUAGGCAAACAUUACAUGGGCGAAGCAGCAGUACCCGCCUGAGCUAGACACCGAUCCAGCAGCAAAGAUGGCUCAGACAAACCCUCUGCCUGUUCCCAUGGGCCCGUGGAAGAUCACCGUGUACGACCAAGAAAACUUCCAGGGCAAGAGGAUGGAGUUCACUUCGGCCUGUCCGAACAUCAUGGAAUGUGGCUUCGACAACAUCCGCUCCCUGAAGGUGGAAUGUGGCGCCUGGGUCGGUUACGAGCACACCGGCUUCUGCGGGCAGCAGUUCAUCCUGGAGAGGGGCGAGUACCCACGCUGGGACGCCUGGAGCGGCAGCAACGCCUACCACAUCGAGCGCCUGAUGUCCUUCCGCCCCGUCUGCUCCGCUAAUCACAAGGAAUCCAAGAUCACCAUUUUUGAGAAAGACAACUUCAUCGGCCGCCAGUGGGAGAUUGCUGACGACUACCCCUCGCUGCAGGCCAUGGGCUGGGCCAACAACGAAGUGGGCUCCAUGAAGAUCCAGUGUGGCGCCUGGGUGUGCUACCAAUAUCCCGGCUACCGUGGCUACCAGUACGUCCUGGAGUUUGACCACCACGGUGGAGACUACAAGCACUGGAGAGAGUGGGGCUCACACGCCCAGACCUCCCAGAUCCAAUCCAUCAGGCGUGUCCAGCAGUAGCUCCCCACUUCCCAGUACAUCUCUGCAAGGUUUCCAAAGCUCACCGGCUCCCUCUUGGUGCUAAUACUCCCCUCCCAAAAUAACCACCCCCUCUCGUACUGCCACUGCUUAUGGAACAACACUCCCAAAACGGUACCGACCGCCACAACUGCCAAUAAAUGUGACUGAAAGAAAAAGAUAAA